AUGGCGGGGGGCCGGGGCUUCGCCUUGGCGAUAUGGAUAUGCGUGUUAGAAAUCAGUGUCCUGACAGCAGGCCCCACUCCCAGCUCUCACCCGGAGCCAGGACAAAGCACCGGCACUCCAUUGCCCAUAGACUGCAGAAUGAGCCCCUGGAGCGAAUGGUCGCAAUGUGACCCUUGCCUAAAAGAAAAGUUUCGUUCAAGGAGCAUCGUGGUCUUUGGACAAUUUGAUGGGCAAAGGUGCUUGCACAGUCUGGGAGACCGACAAAGCUGUGUGCCCACUGAGAACUGUGAAGAUGCUGAUGAUGACUGCGGAAAUGACUUUCAAUGUGGUACAGGCAGAUGCAUAAAGAGGCGGCUUCUGUGCAAUGGGGAUGAUGACUGUGGAGACAAUUCAGAUGAGGAUGAUUGUGAAGGUGAUCCCCGUACACCCUGCCGUAACAAAGAGGUGGAAGAGUCAGAGAUGGGCCGAACAGCUGGCUACGGGAUCAACAUCUUAGGGAUGGUUCCCCUAACCACACCCUUUGACAAUGAGUUCUACAAUGGACAGUGUGACCGCGUUCGGGAUGGAAACACCUUGACCUACUACCGUAAACCCUGGAAUGUGGCUACUCUGGUCUAUGAAACCAGAGUUGAUAAGAAUUUCAGAACUGAACAUUAUGAAGAACAGUUUAAAGCAUUCAAAUCAGUCAUUCAAGAGACAACAUCAAACUUCAAUGCAGAUUUAUCUCUAAAAUUCACCCAAACUGAAAAACUUGGGAAGCAUAAAAAUCUUCCUGAAGGAGGGCCAUCGCAAAGUGGACAUGACAAUCCUUCUACAGGAGAAGACUCCCUACUGCCUGGUUUUCAAGCAAGUGCUGGUGGUUCAUUCCGAUUUAGGUAUUCCAAAAAUGAGACUUACCAACUGUUGUUGUCCCAUUCUUCUAAGAAGGAAAAAAUGUUUCUGCAUGUGAAAGGAGAAGUUGCCCUGGGAAGAUUUGUGAUGAGAAACCGGGACAUCAUGCUGACAUCAACUUUCUUGGAUGAUUUAAAAAAUCUGCCAACUACCUAUGAAAAGGGGGAAUAUUUUGCCUUUUUGGAAACCUAUGGAACUCACUACAGUCGUUCUGGGUCUCUAGGAGGAUUUUAUGAACUAAUAUAUGUUUUGGAUAAAGCUUCCAUGGAAAAACACGGUAUUGAACUAAAGGAUGUGAAGAAAUGCCUCGGGUUUAAUUUGGACUUAUCUGCAGAUUUUGGAGUUGAAAUCAAAGGAGGUCUUAAUAAAGAUGAUUGUGUAAAGAGGGGUUCUGGUAAAGAUGUAAACGUCACCAGGGAUGGCAUCAUAGAUGAUGUUAUUUCACUCAUAAGAGGAGGAACCAAAAAAUACGCAGCUCAACUGAAAGAGAAGCUUCUCAGAGGAGCCAAAUCGGUUGAUGUGAUGGACUUUGUGAACUGGGCGUCUUCCUUAAGUGAUGCUCCAGUGCUCACCAACGAAAAGCUGUCUCCUAUACAUAACCUGAUUCCACUGAAAAUGAGAGAUGCACACCUAAAGAAAGAAAAUAUGGAAAGAGCCAUUGAUGAUUACGUCAAUGAAUACAGCACACGCAAAUGCCACACAUGCCAGAAUGGGGGCACUGUGCUUCUGCUGGACGGAAAAUGUGUGUGUUCCUGCCCAAUCACAGCCGAGGGAAUUGCCUGUCAAGUCAGUAAACAAAUAACUCCUCCAGAAUUGAAACUGGAAAAGAAAUAAAGUUGUCGGCUUCCUUGGGAUCACAUGGAAGGGA
Molecule: messenger RNA, 1759 nt
Organism: Eptesicus fuscus (big brown bat)
Lineage: Eukaryota; Metazoa; Chordata; Mammalia; Chiroptera; Vespertilionidae
Gene: C9
Product: complement C9
Exons: 11
Coding region: 1-1725 (574 amino acids)
Biological process (GO): immune response
Cellular component (GO): membrane attack complex
Molecular function (GO): protein binding
Source: RefSeq, a predicted model, not a curated record